This is a messenger RNA of Closterium sp. Yama58-4, 738 nucleotides long. The record is from the annotation of a GenBank genome assembly. NCBI's taxonomy places the organism in Eukaryota, Viridiplantae, Streptophyta, Zygnematophyceae, Desmidiales, Closteriaceae.
AUGGCUUCCUGCGGCCUGAUUUCCGCGUCCCUUCGCGUCGCUCCGUCCCUUGCUCCCGCGACUGGUCUCUCCUCGGCUUCACGACCCCCUGUCAAGAGCCAAUCAGUAUGCGCGAGCAAGUCCGUGAUCCGCGUUCGCAAUAGCCUGAACGAGGAAUCUUCUGAUAUUUCAAGGGGUCCCUCGACUGUUGUUGCCAAGAUGGCGGUCCCCGCGUGUUCCGCCGUGCUUGCCGCUCUCCUCGCCAUGCCUCUCUCCCCAGCGGCCGCGUCGGCAGCGGGAAUCAACGCCGUCGCCGUACUGACGGGGAGCUCCGGGGUUUCCGGGACUGUCACAUUCUCGCAGGAAGGAUCAGGCCCCACGGAAGUGAGCGCCUCCGUGGCAGGCCUGACACCAGGCUUGCACGGCUUCCACGUGCACAAGCUGGGGGACCUGUCCAACGGCUGCAUGUCCACUGGUCCGCACUUCAAUCCGGCGGGCAAGACUCAUGGAGCACCAGGGGAUGCAGAGCGGCAUGCAGGCGACCUUGGAAACCUGGUGGCGAAUGAGUCAGGUGUGGCGACUGUGUCUCUGACUGACCUCCAGAUUCCUCUGUCGGGCCCCAACUCUGUUCUUGGCCGCGCUGUUGUCGUGCACGCUGAUGCGGACGACCUGGGCAGGGGUGGUGUUGAGCUGAGCAAGGCCACGGGCAAUGCUGGCGGCAGGGUGGCAUGUGGUGUGAUCGGGCUGUCCGCAAACUAG